Molecule: messenger RNA, 1953 nt
Organism: Dinoponera quadriceps
Lineage: Eukaryota; Metazoa; Arthropoda; Insecta; Hymenoptera; Formicidae
Product: arylsulfatase B-like
Exons: 9
Coding region: 1-1953 (650 amino acids)
Source: RefSeq, a predicted model, not a curated record
AUGAAUGAACCGUUCUUGUUGCAACUGCUCUUCACAUUAUGCCUUUUGUACACCUUGAUACCCGUCGCUUUGUUGGAAAAUGGAACGACCGAAGGAAAUGACUCCAAAAAACCACAUAUCAUUAUUAUUCUCGCAGAUGAUUUGGGCUGGAACGACGUUAGCUUCCAUGGUUCCGACCAAAUCCCGACGCCAAAUAUCGACGCUCUCGCAUAUUAUGGAAUUAUCCUGAACAAUCAUUAUGUGUCACCAAUGUGCACGCCAAGUAGAUCAGCUUUAAUGACUGGGAAAUAUCCCAUCCACACAGGCAUGCAACAUUAUGUUAUACGUUCAGCAGAACCACGCGGACUUCCAUUAACAGAAAAGUUAAUGCCGGAGUAUUUGAAAGAAAUGAGUUAUUCAACAAAUAUGGUGGGUAAAUGGCAUUUAGGUUUUUACAAACACGAAUAUACACCGCUUUGGCGCGGCUUCGAUUCGUUUUUUGGUUUGUGGAACGGUCUCCAAGAUUAUUUUAGUCAUGAAACAGUAGACCCAUUUACAAACUUUCGAGGCAUGGACAUGAGACGGAAUAUGGAGGUCGCGUGGGAUACAAAGGGCAACUAUUCAACGGAUCUCUACACCAAGGAAGCAGUACGCUUAAUUAAUGCUCACAAUCCCGAUAAACCAUUAUUUUUAUACUUGGCACAUCUUGCAGUCCACAGUGGAAAUGAGGAGCAGUUACUACAAGCUCCCCCCGAAGAGAUUGAAAAAUUCUCCUACAUCGACGAUCCAAACAGAAAAACUUAUGCUGCCAUGGUUUCUAAAUUGGACGACAGCGUCGGUCAGGUCGUGGAAGCCUUGAAAAAUCGUGGUAUGUUGGAUAAUAGCAUUAUCCUCUUCAUGUCUGAUAACGGUGCGCCCACUCAUGGUUUUCUGAAUAAUUACGGCAGUAACUAUCCCUUUCGUGGCAUUAAGAAUACCGCUUGGGAAGGCGCCGUGCGAGGAGUAGCUGCAAUCUGGAGCCCUCUAAUCAAGAAACGCGAGCGGGUCUCGAACCACUUAAUGUGUAUAGCCGAUUGGUUGCCCACUUUGUUGUCCGCCGCCGGCGGAAGCAAGGAAAAAAUUGGCAAAAUCGAUGGCCUCGAUAUGUGGCCGACGAUCGUAUCCGACGAGCAUAAUCCCAGAGAAGAAGUACUGAUAAACAUCGACAAAACGUACCAAGCCAUUCGUAAUCGCAAAUACAAGUACGUACAUGGUCAGACCAAGGAAAGCUCUAAAUGGUUAGGAGAUAACGGAAGAAGCCCGACUGAGACACGACCACUGUAUCCGCCUGAGACAGUGUUGCAUAGUAAAGCAGGAGCUGCCAUUGCUUCAGUGACUAAAAAUACUGCUGAACUUAAUUCUCAGAAGAUCCUACAAUUAAGACAGCAGGCGGAAAUCCAUUGCAACGUUACGGAAAAGGAGCAGGUUGCGUGUCAUGCGUCGCUUAUGCCAUGUCUUUUUGACUUGGAAAGGGAUCCUUGCGAGAAGAUGAACAUUAUUGCAAAAAAAACCUACGUUGCGCAGAAAUUGGAGGCAGUUUUGAAACAAUAUAAAUCAACUAUGUUACAGCCGAACAACAAGAACGAUGAUUUGAAAGCAAAUCCUAUACGGUGGAACCACACAUGGGUGUGCUGGCAGGAUCCGAAUCCAAAUGCGACUAUAUGCACGAACAAAAUUGAUUCAUAUGUAGGCAAAUCUAUCACGAUCGCGUUCUGUACUUUCGGGGUUUCCCUCAUUCUAGUGUUCUUUUUCUACGAGUUGUACAAAUCUAAGAAAUGUGUUUCGCACGUUCUCGAGCAGCCCCGCAAACGAUCCUUGAAAAAUAAGAGCAACGAUGUACGGAAAGAGGAAGAAAGCUAUUUGAUCGAGUUGCGACCUCAAGCGUUUUGUAAUGGUUGGCACGCCUUGUAUCAGACACUCUGUACAGAACCCUAA